Haliotis rubra (blacklip abalone) is the source of this 3601-nucleotide messenger RNA. Its product is annotated as zinc transporter 2-like. Lineage: Eukaryota; Metazoa; Mollusca; Gastropoda; Lepetellida; Haliotidae. Bases 170 to 1501 code for a protein of 443 amino acids. Gene Ontology annotation, cellular component: plasma membrane. The transcript is spliced from 9 exons. The record is from RefSeq and is a predicted model, not a curated record. Gene Ontology annotation, molecular function: zinc ion transmembrane transporter activity. Gene Ontology annotation, biological process: response to zinc ion; zinc ion transmembrane transport.
ACAAAUCUGACAAACACGCACAUGACCUCGGCCUGUUUUAUUUCCGUACACAAUAUGCCAUGGGAUGAUCAGAGAUUGUUAUCUUUGCAUUGAUACCAUAUUGCAAUGCUCAGCUAGACACCCUGCUCCCAAGCUCUGGACAUUUUCGCGUUCAUUCACAAUAUAAACAAUGUCCAAUCUUGAUACGAGCGUUUCUUGGACAAACCCUUCCAUUCAGGACGAUGACAGCGAGGACGAGAGUGACAGUACUGACACCUCGGCGAGAACCCCUCAUCGCUGUACUUCCGUCGUUUGUCACUGUGAUGUGGUUGAUGAAACAAGGGAGCUACUGGGCACUUCAAGAGGGGACUCGACACCUCAAUCAGCUGACAAUAGCCCACUCAUUUCUUCCUCAUCAUCUGGUAAUCAUUGUCAUGAUGAUACACCACUGGGAAAGGUGGACAAGAGUGCACGACGGAAACUCAUAAUAGCCAGUGUCCUGUGUCUUCUGUUCAUGAUCGGAGAGAUUGUUGGUGGUUUCCUGGCUCACAGCCUGGCUCUGAUCUCGGACGGGGCCCACCUCCUCACUGACUUUGCCAGCUUUAUGAUCUCAUUACUAGCCCUGUACCUCGGUACAAGGAGGUCCACCAAGAAGCUCAGCUUUGGCUGGUACAGAGCUGAGGUGCUUGGAGCGCUGGUGUCCAUCCUCCUCCUGUGGGUGCUGACUGGCAUCCUCUGCUACUCAGCUGGACUCCGCAUCGUGGAAGACAACUAUGAAAUCAACGCUGAGAUCAUGCUCAUAACUGCUGCUUGUGGGGUGUUCUUUAAUGUUGUCCUUGGCGUCACCCUUCAUCAAAGUGGUCACGGUCAUUCUCAUGGUGGUCUCUCCCACGCUCACUCUCACGGUCACUCCCACAGUCACGACCGAUCAAUUGACUACAAUUCCUUCAAAGAAGAUGAUGCCUUCUCAACCACCAGACCGAAGUAUGGCAGCAUCUCAGAAACACAUGAUGAGACACAUCAGCACAAGAAAAAGGACUCUAAUAUCAAUGUGAGAGCUGCAUUUGUCCAUGUAGUUGGAGAUCUGCUUCAGAGUGUUGGAGUACUUGUAGCUGCUCUUAUUGUAUAUUUCAAGCCUGAGUGGAAGAUUGCUGACCCCAUUUGUACAUUUCUGUUUUCUGUGUUUGUUGUCGUGACAACAGUGACUAUUCUCAGGGACAUUCUGGUCGUCCUCAUGGAAGGUACACCCAGGAAUAUCAGCUUUGCUGAAGUAAGGGAUGCGUUUUUCACAGUCAAGGGCAUCAAAGACAUUCACAAUCUACGUUUGUGGUCCCUUACCAUGAAUAAAACAGCACUUUCAGUUCAUAUUGCAGUCGAAAAAGAUGCAGACCCUUUGAAAGUGAUCAAGAUAGCAUCAUUCUUGGUACAGAAGAAGUUUGGCCUGACAGAGACAACAAUGCAGAUCGAAGAGUACACCACAGACAUGCUGAAGUGUUUACACUGCCAGCACUUGAAGGAUUAAAGGGGGAAACUCUGUGGUCUGACAUCCAUAAAUUUAGACCUUUAUCUGUAUCACUUCUAAAUUCCAUUCAAAGACUUGAAAGAUUAGACUGUGUUGUUACAUAUUUGUGAUUGCUGGUUUUCAGUCUUGGAAACAUUAUCAAGGAAGAUGGGAACAGAAUUUAGAUGAGAUACCAGGUUUGGGGUACAGACUUGACAGGGCAGACUCUGAUGCAUCUAAUUAGACUUAAGGGUAACUUGGAGAAACCCCAUUUUUGUGGUACAGGGUUGGCAGAGAAGAACUCUGAUACAUCUUAUUAGACUUAAGGGUAGCUUGGAGAAACCCCAUUUUUGUGGUACAGGGUUGACAGAGCAGACUCUGAUACAUCUUAUUAGACUUAAGGGUGACUUGGAGAAACCCCAUUUUUGUGGUACAGGGUUGACAGGGGAGACACUGAUACAUCUUAUUAGACUUAAGUGUAACUUGGAGAAACCCAGUUUGGGGUACAGGGUUGACAGAGAAGAACUCUGAUACAUCCUAUUAGACUUAAGGGUAACUUGGACAUACUCGGUUUGGGGUACAGGGUUGACAGGGCAGACACUAGUGCAGUGAUGUUGAAUAUUGGUUUAGUUAAAAAAACAAUUCCAGUGUAAUCAUUUUAAGAGUUAUAUAAUAUGUUACAUUAGGCAUCUUAGUCAUUGUUAGAACUGGUGUACUAAUAGAAUUCACUGAUGGUUAGUUUUGUUGUUCUGUGUCAAGUCCAUGAGCCAUCAUAGUCAUCAAGCAGCGUUAAUUCCCAACAAUGUCUACUCCUCGCCACUACCCCUGACUGCCAAACACACUUCCUGUCAAAAUGGAAGGGAGACGUAAUGUUUUGGGCUCAGUUCCUGUUUGCACUGGCAUCAGCAUCAGCGUUUCCAUCCUCGCCUGAACCAUAACUUGACAACUGUUCUGUGUCUUUCAACUAGAAUUCACAUUGGUUUUGCUUAUCAGCUUAACAGGUUCCUUUUUACUAUUUUGCAGUUAAAAUCUGUUUUCUUUUGUUCCCUUAAAAACAAUUUAAACAUCAUCCCAAACAGCUGUACACUCCUUCCAAGCCAGUACUCUCAAACCAGUAAAUACUAUGCAUGAAACUAAAUGUGUAGUGCCCUCAUGCUCUACAAUUCCCUUUUUGUAUUUUUAAUGUUUUCAAAUUCUUUUGUUGCCAUGGAAACCAAUGGUAACUUCUGUACCUGCUUUAGAGUCUUUCCAUUAAGCAUAAUGAUACUGCUUGUUCAUUUUUGGUAUGGGGCGGUUGGGUUGCCUAGUGGUUAAAGCAUUUGCUCGUCACGAUGAAGACCUGGGUUUGAUUCCCCACAAUUGUGAAGCCCAAAUCAGGUGUCCCCGCUGUGAUAUUGCAGGAAUAUUGCUAGACGCAGUGUAUAAGCAAACUCACUCACUCACUCAUUAUUGGUACAUCUACUUGCACAAUACAAUAAUCUAUCAGCCAUACUGUUGUUAAAUGUUCAACAGCCUUACCUGCCGAAACAGGGCAACAAGGAACCAUGUGGUGCUGCUUAAUGCAUUAAUCAGGACUUGUACUUGUAUUUUUUGCUAUUAUUGCUCUUUUAGAUUUGCAAACACAUUUAUCAUGACAACUUUCAUGUAUUGUAAAUAUGGAUCAGGGAGAUAAUGCAUAAUUACAUAUUGAUAUAUGUAUAGUGUAGAAUACAAUGGGAUAGAUGAUUGAUCAGGUGAACUGUAAACAUAUGGGUAAUAAUGAGGAGAUAGCAAAGUAAAUGGUUCACUGGAUUGACACAUGUGUUGGAGACUUAAGGGAAACUGGGAGAUAACAAGGUAGAGGGUUGACUGGAUUGACACAUGUGUUGGAGACUUAAGGGAAACUGGGAGAUAACAAGGUAGAGGGUUGACUGGAUUGACACAUGUGUUGGGGACUUAAGGGAAACUGGGAGAUAACAAGGUAGAGGGUUGACUGGAUUGACACAUGUGUUGGGGACUUAAGGGAAACUGGGAGAUAACAAGGUAGAGGGUUGACUGGAUUGACACAUGUGUUGGAGACUUAAGGGAAACUGGGAGAUAACAAGGUAGAGGGUUGACUGGAUUGACACAUGUGUUGGGGAC